AUGAAAUUAACGUUAACGCCGUCGAAGAAAUCAAAUGAAAGUGAUACAUCGACGGACAACGACGUUCGCAUCCAUGAAGGUUCGUCUUACCAAGCAAAUAUUCCUGUUCUUAAUUGUCUGCCAACAUCAACCGAUCAUGAUGCUAUUCUCUUCUGGAAACCGACGGAUUUAGUAAGCGACGAUGAAUUAUUGAAGUAUCUCAAUUAUGCUCGACGAAAACAUCGAAUGAACGAAGAACAAGCCUUAGCUAUCUUGCAAAUAUGUAAAUACAAAAUAAAUACUAGUCAGUUAUUAAUGGAACAAUACGCGCCGGAAAAUGAUGAAUGGUCAGUCGAAGAGAAAUUUCUGUUUGAACAAGCUUAUAAAUUCUAUGGGAAAACGUUUUCACGUAUUCGACAAAUGCUACCUGAGAAAACGAUAUCCGAACUAGUUCGAUAUUAUUAUUCGUGGAAGAAAACACGAUUGUACAAAAGUCUUAUGGAUAAACAUGAAAAACAAUGUCAAUUAAUGCCUUACGAUGAAGAUGAGGAAAGUGAUGAAGAAGAACGGAACACCACAUCAGUGUCCAUCCCAACCAAAGAUUUAGAUCAUCGUUCGAAAGCAACAACAGCAAUCGAUUCAACGACUGAUGAAGAUCAAGAAUGUUGCAAUUGUGAAAUACAAUGUGAAUCAACGCAUUCAACGCCGAAAGGUAUUCUGUGCGACGAAUGCUUUGCUUACUGGCAAAAAUCAGGUCUUAUGCGUCCGGAAUUGUAUCGAAGUAAAGCCCCGGUGAAAAAGAUCAAACGACCACCGAAGAACAUGUCAGUGGAUAUCAAAACGUUAACAUCGACAACACUCGACGAUGCGCUAGAUAAAUUAGAAGAAGAUAUUCGCAAUGAGUGGUCGAUCAUUCAAUCUCAUAAUCAGACAAUUGAACUUCUAACCAAUCAAUCUCGAGAGGGUAUCGAUACGAUGCAAAUUCCAUUUUUAACGUCGGAUCUGAGCUCAACUGAUACGACAACGUCAACAUGGUCAACCGAAGAGAUUCUGCUCGCAAUUCAAGCCUUCGCAAAGUACGGAAAGGAUUUUGCAACGGUCGCACGUCUUAUUGGCUCGACGAAAACGGUUGACGAUGUGGAAACAUUUUUUCUCGAAUGUCGAGAACGUUAUCAACUCGAUAUGGUUGUCGACACGUACUCGAAAUCGAAUUCUAAUGUGCAAAAGAAAGCGGAUGAGAUUGUUUUUGUUAAUUCAAUAUGA
Messenger RNA from Adineta ricciae, 1242 nucleotides. The record is from the annotation of a GenBank genome assembly. Lineage: Eukaryota; Metazoa; Rotifera; Eurotatoria; Adinetida; Adinetidae.